AUGAAUGGACCAUCAUCAUCAUCACCAAGUGGUCAUUCAUACUCAUCCCCUAAACAACAACAACCAUAUGUUGCACCAGGCAAACAAUACAAACCAAGUGGCGGUGGCGGUGGAGGCAGCGGCGGCAGCAACAACCUAAACAAUCACAAGAAGUAUAACAAUAAUAAUAAUAAUAACAAUAUCAACAACAACAACAAUGGACCUCCACUUGGAGGUGGAGGAGGUGGAGGCGCUGGAAGUGGUGGACAUAGAAUAGGUAGCAUUAAGCCAGCAUCGGCAAUGGAUAAUAAUAUAUACAUACCAACAGGUUCAUUGCACGCUUCACCCAAGCCACAUCAUGGACAUGUAAAGCAGUCUGCUUCGCUCUCACAGUCGAUACAGCCUCUUCAUCCGACGACCACAACCACAUUGAUAUCGACAACAAUGACGACGACUACAAUACCUCUGGCAUCGACCCCACCACCUCAGGCCGCCAGCAGACUACAGCUUGGUCUGUCAUCCCCAGGCGGUGGCGGCGGUGGCGGUGGUGGCAAGGGAAAGAAGAAGGCGACUAAUGGCGUGGUCACGGCCACCCCAACAACUCCAUCAACAUCAUCAGCAUCCUCACCAAUUACAUCAGCAACAAUGAUUGAUCAUCCUGGCACGACGGCAUCAUCAUCAUGCAACACAUCAGGUGACAGCAUCAUUAAGAAAGAGGCAUAUGUGGACAACACCGAGUGGACGUCCCGAUCACUCUUUAUCCACAACAUUGUGCCCGAUAUGCAAGAGAUGCACCUGAUCAACUUCCUCAACACCUCGCGUCCCUUUGAGUUCCGCCAGUCUGCCAAGCCCAACCAGCUCUACGUGCUAUUCAACUCGCCCGAGCAUGCCAAAGAGGUCUUCUACAACGUCCUAGGCAAGCGUAAGAUUGAUAAUGGCGGCCAACCUUGUGUCAAGUUGCUAUUCAAUGGCGAGUAUAAGACUGUGAUAAGGACUACGACUCCAGACCCUUUCCCUUUGUUUGCAGCGCAACAACCAAUCCAAGGUCAACCGAUAGCUCAACAACUGCAACAACAACAACAGCAGCAGCAACAGCAGCAGCAACAACAACAAGUUUACAUUGCUGCGGCACCUCAACACACUGCAGCCUACAUCGACCCAACCACUGCAUCAUCUUACAUCCCCGCCAGCCUGUAUCACAACCCUCAACAGAGCUACUACGACCCAAUCCAAUACUACCAGGCACAGACGCCAACCAUCUCUCCUCUGGCCACCUCUAUGCCCAUCCUCUAUCAAGGCGUAAACGAUGCGGUUGUGCAGUCAUCACUCAAUCUCAAUGGAUCGAUCCCAAUGGAGCCGAUGUACUUGUCGUCGGACGACUACGCGAUGCCCAGGGGAAUGGCACUCAACCAACAUCAACACUAUCACCACGGUCCCAUUGGCAUGUCGCCAGUGUCGCCCGCUGGUGGCAAACACCACCAUCACCACGCCAAUCACUCGCAUCAGGCCGAGUACUUUAACAUACUGGACGGCCUCCGCGAUGACCAGAUCCUAAUAUACCCAGCCAACUCUCUCAGCACGCUGCAGCGCAUCUCGACAUUCAACUUUAAGAAGUUCCCUGCGCUGUUCUCUCAGUCAAACCUGCUCAACGCGCCACAGACCAAGGCGACGCUAGUCACGGGCUUCAUCAGGGACCAUGAGGACAAGAUGAACAUCCCUGCGCCCUCGCACGCCAAGACACACCACUCCUCACACGAUGGCUCGCUAAACAACAACAUCAGCAACCACAACGGCAACAACAAUGGAUUGGGAUCAAUGAAUGGCGACCACCAUCACAACCCCGACCAUCCACACGUCUACUACUUCUGGUGCUACGAGAAGUCCACGCCACUACUACACCUCAUCACCAACAUGAGUGUGUCCCACAUGCGCGAACGGUGUGGUCGCUUAUCCAUGCUGAUCCUGACCGACUUCUCCGAGGACAACUCCUACGCCAUUGGCAACAUCCAGUUCUUCUCGGGCUCUCCCCUCGACGCCAUGACCAUCACUCGCUGCAUCCUGCUCAAUCACCAAGUGUUCCACUCGGAGCAUUUCCCACAAGAGCUGAGCGACAUGCACGAUGACUGGAUCCCCUCAGAGGAGGAAGAAGCGCAGCGAAUCGACCUCACGCAUCUCUGUCCAAUCACGAUCGACCCACCCUCGUCUACUGACCUGGACGACGCGCUGUCUUUCCGAGUGCUAGAUGAGAAGCACGAGGGCAAGAGCGUGUUUGAGGUGGGCAUCCACAUCAGCGACGUGUCUCACUUCCUCGACAAGAGCUCCAAGCUGGACUUGGAGGCUGAGUUCCGUCUCAACGCCAUAUACCUCGUGGGCUCGGUCAUCCCUAUGCUGCCCAAGAACUUGUCGUCCAACACGUGCAGUCUGCGACUGUUCCAGAAGCGUUUCUGCUUCUCCCUGCUCGUCAAGAUUCGCUCAGACGGCAAGGUGAUCGCCUACACAUUCGCCAAGAGCUUCCUGCGUACGCUGGGCCAUCUCUCCUAUGAGAAGGCACAAAAGACCAUCAAUCGCUACAAGCAACAGCACGCAUGCAUUGACAACUAUCAGAACAAUCAAGCAAGUGAGAUGAACAUCAAGGAUUCGAGCAAGAGUCUGGAAGAGAUACUUGACCGCAUCCAUCUCGACCAUGUCUGCAAAGAAAGAGUGGACUUUGUCAACUGUUGCAGCAAGUCUCUGGAGGAGCGUGUGAGCAAGUCGAUCUGGGGCCUGUACCUGGUCAGCUCGCUGCUCAACAACAUCCGACGUGACAGAGGCGAGAUCUUUGACAUUGGCCUCAACAUCCAAUAUGAGUUGGCAGUCGAUGGCACACCCUUCCGCGUCGACCUGCUGCCAAAGCUAGAGAGCCACGUCCUCGUUCAGGAAUACAUGCAUUUGGCCAACAAUGUUGCGGCCAUCUCGCUGCUAAAGAACAACACAGAGUUUGGCAUCAUCUAUGCGCCAUGCUCGCUGGCCCAGAAGACGGCCGAGUCUAACGAACUUGCCGCGCUGCACAUCACACCCUCACAGCUGGACAAUCGCAAGCGAUUCUUUGAUCGCAUUAACAUCUUUAUUCAUCAGUUCACCAACGAGGUAUCGAUCGCGCCCAGCGAUGAUUGGCGCGUCAUCAAACAAAAGGUCGAGAAGUGCAUCAAGCUACUCUCUUAUGAGCAGAUGCAGGCACUUCGCCGUCUAACCAUCCAUCUGAUGGAUCCCACCCGAUACAUAACCGUGUUGGACAAGCUACAACAACAACAAGGCAGCUAUAACAACAACAACAACUCCUCAACUACAUCAACAUCAACAUCAUCAAUGGCGUCCAACGAAGACCAUGCACAAUAUACACACUUCACUGCACCGAUACGUCGAUACAUGGACGUCAACAUUCACCGAGUGCUCUCACUCCAACUGGACAAGGAGGUAAAGUGGACCUCCGACCUGACGAUCAAGCCCUACUGGCAGGACCCAGCGGCGCUGGCGCGCUUCAAGGAGUCGCUGCCAAUCGGCCCCCAGCUCAGCACGCUGUGCCAGCGCUACAACGAGAUCUCGUGGAAGCGCAAGAUCUCCGAGAAGCUCAGCUCCCUGUAUCUGGCGCUCUACCUGUGGGAGCACGGCCCGAUCACGACUCCCGCCGUCAUCCUGGCCAUCCCCUCCAAACAUUUGAUCAUCUAUCUGGUGGACUUCAACAUGGAGAUCAGCUGCGACAAGAACGAGUUCGACUCACUGGACGAGGGCGACCAUGACCUGCAGGUCGCCAGCCAGCUAGAGGUCUUCCUCUCGGUCGAACCGUUCGUGCUUUUCCGCAACACGCUCAUACCCAAGGUGCGCGUGUCCAAGCACCCGCUGUUCCCCAUGUAG
Molecule: messenger RNA, 3870 nt
Organism: Acytostelium subglobosum LB1
Lineage: Eukaryota; Evosea; Eumycetozoa; Acytosteliales; Acytosteliaceae
Exons: 2
Coding region: 1-3870 (1289 amino acids)
Biological process (GO): mRNA catabolic process
Cellular component (GO): exosome (RNase complex); P-body
Molecular function (GO): 3'-5'-RNA exonuclease activity; RNA binding
Source: RefSeq, a predicted model, not a curated record